Messenger RNA from Sclerotinia sclerotiorum 1980 UF-70, 3234 nucleotides. RefSeq lists its product as hypothetical. Lineage: Eukaryota; Fungi; Ascomycota; Leotiomycetes; Helotiales; Sclerotiniaceae. Gene Ontology annotation, molecular function: ADP binding. The record is from RefSeq and is a predicted model, not a curated record. The transcript is spliced from 4 exons. Bases 1 to 3234 code for a protein of 1077 amino acids.
AUGCGUCUUUUAGAGAUGAAAAGCCCGGGCGAAUUCAGCCUGAUCCAUGUUGCCACCCAUGAUACCCUUCCCUACGCAAUCCUUUCACAUACUUGGACAGAUCAAGAGGUCACAUAUAAAGAUCUAAUAAGUGGUACUGGGAAAAGCAAGUCUGGCUACGAAAAGAUCAAGUUUUGUGGAGAACAAGCGGCUAAAGAUGGCCUUCGAUAUUUCUGGGUGGACACUUGUUGUAUUGACAAGUCGAAUCUUACUGAGCUUUCGGAGGCUAUUAAUUCUAUGUUCCGCUGGUAUCGAAAUGCGAAGAAAUGCUAUGUAUAUCUCACGGAUGUAUCGACCCCUGGCGAUGACGUAUAUGUCCAAGCAAACCAGAGCACGUGGGAAGUAGCCUUUCGGAGUAGUAGAUGGUUUACUAGAGGCUGGACACUUCAAGAACUUAUUGCUCCAGCGGAAGUCGAAUUCUUCUCUCAAGAGCGCAAGCUACUUGGUGACAAAAGGUCACUCGAAAAACCAAUUUAUGAGAUUACCCGAAUUCCAUUUCAGGCUCUGCGAGGGGAUCCUUUCUCUGAUUUUAGUAUCGCUGAGCGGAAAAGAUGGGUAGCACAACGCCAGACAACCGAAGAAGAAGACCUGGCUUACUGCCUGUUAGGCCUCUGCGAGGUGUCUAUGCCACUAAUCUAUGGCGAGGGAAAGGAGGUCGCACUGAAAAGGCUCGAAAUGACCGUCAAGUUGUUCUCCACUAACGAGAGCGAGCCGAAAGAUCUUAAAGAUAAUACCGCUUCAUUUAUUGUCCCAUUCGGCAGAAAUCUCAACUUUAUCGGUCGUGGAACACAGCUUACCGAGGUGGAAGCAAAACUAUUUACAGGAGGUCGAAUGACAAAAGUUGCCAUCACAGGGCUCGGGGGAAUAGGCAAGACCCAGUUGUUGCUUGAACUUGUCUAUCGAAUAAGGGAUAGAUAUAAGGAUUGCUUAGUGAUCUGGAUACCCGCAACCAAUACGGAAAGUCUUCAUCAAGCAUAUCGAGAAGUUGCCCGCCAACUCAAGAUCCCUGGCUCGGACGAGGAUAAGGCUGAUGCAAAGAAACUCGUGCAAAAUUAUCUGAGCAAAGAAAGCGUAGGUCGGUGGCUCUUAGUUUUCGAUAAUGCUGACGAUGUCAAUAUGUGGAUCACUGUAUCUAGGUCAGGAUCUGGCCGUCUAAUCGACUGCCUCCCACGAAGUGAGCAAGGAUGUAUCGUCUUCACAACGCGCGACAGAAAGACUGCCGUUAAGCUUGCACACCAAAAUAUCGUAGAGGUACCAGAGAUGGGCGAAGACGUAGCGAUACAGCUGCUCCAGAAGUGUUUAGUUGAUCCAGAUCUGGUUAACAAUAGACCAGAUACAACGGCCCUACUAAAAGAGCUCACAUACCUUCCACUUGCUAUUGUUCAGGCAGCAGCAUAUAUUAACGAGAAUGGGAUUGCGUUCGCGGAUUAUCUAUCCCUCCUUGCAGAGCAAGAAGAGGAUGUUAUUGAUCUCCUUAGCGAGGAGUUUGAAGACGACGGGAGAUACGAUAAUAUAAAAAACCCUGUGGCUACAACAUGGCUCAUCUCGUUUGAACAGAUACGGUAUCGGGACCCUCUUGCAGCCGACUACCUAUCGUUUAUGGCAUGUAUAGACCCCAAGGAUAUUCCCCAGUCUCUUCUUCCGGCAGGAAGGUCUCGAAAAAAGGAGAUAGAUGCAAUUGGGACACUUGACGCUUACUCGUUUAUUAUUAAGCGAGUGGCAGACCAAGCUCUUGAUCUUCACCGACUAGUGCAUCUCGCAACGAGAAAUUGGCUUCAGCAAAAUGAUCUGAUCACCCAAUGGACCGAAAGGGCGAUUAUACGAUUAGAGGAAGUAUUCCCAAACGAUGACCACCAAAAUAGAACUACAUGGAGGACGUAUUUGCCACAUAUGGGGAAACCCGGAUUGCUCUGUCGCGGAGAUUUGGGGCGUGUCUCCUUAGUGAUGGACGAUAUAAUGAGGCUGAGGUACCGAGGCCGAAGACUUGGAGGUGCAAGUGAUGGAGACGAGAAAGAGGGUGUUAGGGCAGGAGCAUCCAGACACGCUGACCAGCAUGGCCAACUUGGCUUCGACAUUUUGGAAUCAGGGACGCUGGAAGGAGGCCGAAGACUUGGGGGUGCAAGUGAUGGAGACGAGUUUGAGGGUGUUAGGGCAGGAGCAUCCAGACACGCUGACCAGCAUGGCCAACUUGGCUUCGACAUACCGGAAUCAAGGACGCUGGAAGAGGGCCGAAGACUUGGAGGUGCAAGUGAUGGAGACGAGAAAGAGGGUGUUAGGGCAGGAGCAUCCAGACACGCUGACCAGCAUGGCCAACUUGGCUUCGACAUUUUGGAAUCAGGGACGCUGGAAGGAGGCCGAAGACUUGGGGGUGCAAGUGAUGGAGACGAGUUUGAGGGUGUUAGGGCAGGAGCAUCCAGACACGCUGACCAGCAUGGCCAACUUGGCUUCGACAUACCGGAAUCAAGGACGCUGGAAGAGGGCCGAAGACUUGGAGGUGCAAGUGAUGGAGACGAGUUUGAGGGUGUUAGGGCAGGAGCAUCCUUCCACGCUGACCAGCAUGGCCAACUUGGCUUCGACAUACCGGAAUCAAGGACGCUGGAAGAAGGCCGAAGACUUGGAGGUGCAAGUGAUGGAGACGAGUUUGAGGGUGUUAGGGCAGGAGCAUCCAGACACGCUGACCAGCAUGGCCAACUUGGCUUCGACAUUUUGGAAUCAGGGACGCUGGAAGGAGGCCGAAGACUUGGGGGUGCAAGUGAUGGAGACGAGUUUGAGGGUGUUAGGGCAGGAGCAUCCUUCCACGCUGAUCAGCAUGGCCAACUUGGCUUCGACAUACCGGAAUCAAGGACGCUGGAAGAAGGCCGAAGACUUGGAGGUGCAAGUGAUGGAGACGAGUUUGAGGGUGUUAGGGCAGGAGCAUCCAGACACGCUGACCAGCAUGGCCAACUUGGCUUCGACAUUUUGGAAUCAAGGACGCUGGAAGGAGGCCGAAGACUUGGAGGUGCAAGUGAUGGAGACGAGUUUGAGGGUGUUAGGGCAGGAGCAUCCAAACACGCUGACCAGCAUGGCCAACUUGGCUUCGACAUACCAGAAUCAGGGACGUUGGAAGGAGGCCGAAGACUUGGAGGUGCAAGUGAUGGAGACGAGAAAGAGGGUGUUAGGGCAGGAGCAUCCAGACACGCUGAUCAGCAUGAAUAA